Molecule: messenger RNA, 1622 nt
Organism: Salvia hispanica
Lineage: Eukaryota; Viridiplantae; Streptophyta; Magnoliopsida; Lamiales; Lamiaceae
Product: plasmodesmata-located protein 2
Biological process (GO): transport of virus in multicellular host; plasmodesmata-mediated intercellular transport
Cellular component (GO): plasmodesma
Source: RefSeq, a predicted model, not a curated record
UCAAAAACAAAAUUAAAUACUCCUUAAACUAGCACUCCCCCAAAACCAAGAUUCUUUACUUCAAUUCAUCUCCCUUUAAAGAGCCAGAUAUAUAUCAGUGAAGCAGAAGUCUUCUGAUAAAUAUAAAGUGAACCCUAUUUCUACACUAGAAAAAACCUAACCUACAAGAUUUGUUACCAAGAAUCCAGCCCAUCAACCUUUCCUCAUUCUUCAUUGAAAACCCACAUUCCCAACCUUCCCAAAAUCCAAUCUUUAAACCUCCAGCACAAACAAGCCAAACAUUUCAAGGUGAAGGAGCCUAAAAAAGAGAAAAGGAAAAGAAAAAAAGAGCAUGAUUUGAAACAUCAAGAUUCAGCCAAUGAGUCUCAUCCCACUUCUCCUCCUCAUUUUAGCCUCUCUUAGCCUCAUCCCUCCCUCCAAAUCUGCACCUGAUUUCACCAACAUAGUGUACAAGGGCUGUGCGAAGCAGUCUCUAUCAGAUCCAACAGGAGUGUAUGGUCAAGCACUCUCCUCCUUGUAUGGCACCCUUCUCUCACAAUCCUCAAAGUCCAAGUUCUACAAGACAUCCACUGGCAGUGGGCAGUCUUCAAUCUCUGGCCUUUUCCAAUGCAGGGGCGAUUUAUCAAAUGUUGACUGCUACAGCUGUGUGAGCAGGCUGCCCAUACUCAUAGACAAGCUCUGUGGCAAGCCUAUUGCAGCAAGAAUGCAGCUUUAUGGCUGCUACAUGCUCUAUGAGGUUGCAGGUUUUGCCCAGAUUUCUGGGAUGGAAAUGCUGUUUAAAAGCUGUAGUGGGACUAAUGUUGGUGGGGCUGGAUUUGAGGAGAAGAGGGAUACUGCUUUAAAUUCACUUGAGAAUGGGAUGAGUGGUGGAAAUGGUGGGUUUUUCACCACCAGUUAUCAGGAUGUUUAUGUGUUGGGGCAAUGUGAAGGUGAUGUGGGGGCUUCUGACUGUGUGGAGUGUGUGAAAAAUGCUGUCCAGAAAUCUCAGGUUGAGUGUGGGAGCUCCAUCUCUGGUCAAAUCUAUCUUCACAAGUGUUUCAUUAGCUAUAGCUUUUACCCUAAUGGGAUCCCCAAGAAAUCAUCUUCUGCUUCCUACUCAUCUCCAUCUUCAUCUUCAUCUUCAGGGGGAGAGCCUAAUACAGGAAAGACAGUGGCUAUCAUAGUAGGAGGGGCAGCAGGAGUGGGGUUUUUGGUCAUUUGCUUGCUCUUUGCAAGAGGUUUAUUGAAGAAAAAAGAUGAUUACUAAGGGCCUAAGGACUCUUUAAACACCGACAAGUAUUUCGAACGGGGAGCAGUUUUGUCUUUGAUACUACACAAACUAGAAAACCACUGCUGGUUUUUUCCUUCUGCUAAGGAAUGUGUGUUAAGUUUGAAAUCAAACUUAACUGUUGUUGUAUCUACAUUGUAGAUUUCAUUAGUCUAAGUCGGUUUUUUAGCUUGUGUAGAUUUGUUGAUUUCAUUUUGUGGCUGGUAAAAGUUGGGGAUAUUAUUAUAACUUUUGUUGAAGAACUUACUUAUGGUCAGCAAUGGAGGGAGAUAUGAUAUGAUAAUGUUUUGGUUGUGGAAGGGAAUGGCACCAUCAACUUGCUAUUGAGUAGUACCAAACAGAUUUUGGCCUAUUA